This is a messenger RNA of Gilbertella persicaria, 721 nucleotides long. RefSeq names its product Cullin binding-domain-containing protein. Gene Ontology annotation, molecular function: ubiquitin conjugating enzyme binding; ubiquitin-like protein binding; cullin family protein binding. NCBI's taxonomy places the organism in Eukaryota, Fungi, Mucoromycota, Mucoromycetes, Mucorales, Choanephoraceae. Bases 9 to 689 code for a protein of 226 amino acids. Gene Ontology annotation, biological process: positive regulation of ubiquitin-protein transferase activity; protein neddylation. Gene Ontology annotation, cellular component: ubiquitin ligase complex. The record is from RefSeq and is a predicted model, not a curated record. The transcript has 8 exons.
AUUGUAUCAUGCCACCUAAACGUAAAGCAGCCACGAUGUCUUCUGAAGUCUUAGUACCUAAAAAAGUAAAAGUACAGAAAAGAAAACAAGAAGUUCAUAAGGCCAACAAAGAGAAAGAAACACGUCAAACAUGGUUUGAUAGAUAUGCAGAUCCAGAUACUCGAGAUAUGAUUUCACCUGAUGGCUGUCAACAGUUUUUUACUGAUUUAGGUGUAGAUUUAGAAAGUGUUGUUCCUCUUGUUGUAGGAUGGAAAAUAAAUUCAAAAAGAAUGGGAUACAUGACACAACAAGAAUUCAUGCAAGCCAUGGCGACUUACAAUAUCACUACACCUGAUGAAUUCAAGAAAUUGCUUAAAGCAUGGGAAAUCAGUUUAGAUGAUCCAGAUCAAUUUAGACAACUCUAUCUCUUUUCAUUCAAUCAUGUUAAAUCAUCAGGACAAAAGAGCAUGGAUGUAGAAACUGCCAUUGCCUUAUGGAAUCUAUUGUUGACACCAAAAUACCCUAUUAUUCAUUCUUUUAUUCAAUUUCUUCAGGAAAAGAAACCUGUCAAAGUGAUCAAUAAGGAUCAAUGGUCUAGUUUGCUAGAUUUCUGUAAGGCUGUUCCUGAAGAUCUUUCUCAAUAUGACUGUACUUCUUCAUGGCCUGUCUUGUUUGAUGAUUAUGUAGAAUGGCAUAUCCACUGUAAAUAAAGUCACUUUUUUUUUUAUAAUACAAAAUCUAC